Messenger RNA from Trichoderma atroviride IMI 206040, 1483 nucleotides. NCBI's taxonomy places the organism in Eukaryota, Fungi, Ascomycota, Sordariomycetes, Hypocreales, Hypocreaceae. The record is from RefSeq and is a predicted model, not a curated record.
AUGGCGGACGCAGACUUCAACCCCCAGGCCGUCGACCUCGACUCGGCGGACCCCCGAGACAUCAUCUGCUACCUCAACGCCGGCGGCAACGAGUACAAUGGACGUCUCGGCGUGCGUGUUUCGGCGCUGUUUGUCAUCAUGAUUGUCUCGACGGCCGUGACCUUCUUCCCCGUCCUGGCCACCCGCGUUCGACGCCUGCGCAUCCCCCUCUAUGUCUACCUCUUUGCCCGCUACUUUGGCGCUGGCGUUAUCAUCGCCACAGCCUUCAUCCACCUCCUCGACCCGGCCUAUGAGGAGAUUGGACCGGCGAGCUGCGUCGGCAUGACUGGCGGCUGGGCUCAAUACAGCUGGCCCCCUGCCCUGGCCCUGACCUCGGCCAUGCUGAUCUUCCUGCUGGACUUCUUGGCCGAGUACUACGUCGACAGGAAAUUCAAACUGGCCCAUGUUGAGGUCGAAGACACCAUCACUGACGGCCUGAUGGAUCGUGCUCCUAGCGACAAGCCAAGCGAUGACUUCGACGUCGAGGAACUCAAGGAUCUUGAAGGCGACUCCGAGAAAGUGGCCUUUGGCUUUCAGUCUCAGAUUGCGGCCUUUUUGAUUCUGGAGUUUGGCGUUCUCUUCCACAGCGUCAUCAUCGGCCUCAACCUCGGUGUUGCUGGCGAUGAGUUUAGCACUCUGUAUGCAGUCAUCGUCUUCCACCAGUCCUUUGAGGGCCUGGGUAUUGGCGCCCGUUUGAGUGUCAUCCCAUUCCCCAGGCGCUUUAAGUGGAUGCCUUGGUUUCUCUGCGCUGCCUAUGGAUUGACGACUCCUAUUGCCAUUGCCAUCGGCCUCGGCGUGCGGACUACAUACAACAGUGGUUCCUUUACCGCCAACGUUGUGUCUGGCGUUCUUGAUUCGAUUUCUGCUGGUAUCCUCAUCUACACCGGCUUCGUCGAGAUGAUUGCGCGCGACUUCCUCUUCAACCCGUAUCGCACGCAGGACAAGAAGCGUCUGGCAUUCAUGCUCUUUUCUCUGUAUCUCGGCAUCGCAAUCAUGGCGCUGCUUGGAAAGUGGGCUUAAAGGCGGAUGAGAGCAUGAAGCAUGCGGUGGAAAAAAAUGGCUAUAGGAAGAGAGUAAGAUAGAUAUACCCAUGGCGAGGAUUAGAGAAUGCAUGCACACGAGCAUGCAAAACUGCUGUACCAAAAGGGAGAAGGACUUGGAUUGAAUAUCACCUUCCACAUAUAUUGGUUCUAGGAUUUGGGACUUGAUCUAUUUAGAGCAUUUCCAAUUUGAUAUUGCAUCGCACUAUUUAUUUUUGUUGCAUCCAUAGACAUACAUGUACCAAUUCAUAAAUUUCAGCCGCAUCCUUUCCAUCACCUAGAUUGUGUAAAUGAGCUUUGACGCGCUGACCUUGCCCUGGCGCAGCUCCUCCAAGCCCACCAACACGCCCUCGAGGCCGCUGCCGCCGCGAUUGACCUCGAUCCUGGGAGCCUUGAGCUUGCCC